Molecule: messenger RNA, 2535 nt
Organism: Fundulus heteroclitus (mummichog)
Lineage: Eukaryota; Metazoa; Chordata; Actinopteri; Cyprinodontiformes; Fundulidae
Product: chitinase 3
Exons: 4
Coding region: 351-944 (197 amino acids)
Source: RefSeq, a predicted model, not a curated record
GACAGGACAGAAAUAAACAGACAGCGACCCAGGAAGUGAAACCAACCUGAAACUGGAACAGAGAAACAAAGUAAAAAAAAAUCAACCACAACAACACUCAGAAAGCCCCUUUAAUCUGUGAAAGCCUGCUCAGAAGUGAAAACCGAUCUCCAAUCAGUCAACAGCAAAGCAAACACACUCCACUUUGUUCAAAUAUUUGACCGGCCCGGGAGCAUCUGAUACGCAGCAGGCCCUUCUCAGAGCACUCCUCCUGGGCAGACGCAGAGCACAUCCUGCUGUCAAGGAUGCAGCUUCUGGGUGUGUUUGAAUGUCACUGAUAUGAGCGCCUGGCAGACGGUUCCUCUCCCAACAUGCCUGCAGCGAUGCGCCUCGCUGUCCUGCUUUGCCUCCUCAUAGUGACGCUCUGCAACGUCACCACCGUGUUCUCUGAAGCUACAAAUGUUACAUCGACAACCACAAGUGCUUCACAUGCAGCUUUGAGCUCAGCAACGUCCUCCACAGCGAAAACCACCACCGUCGCACCACAGUCCCAAACGUCAACGCAGAUUACCGCCGACGUAGCUUUGACUUCACCACAGACACCCACAGAGGAGAAAACCCAUCCAAGCAACACUCCCCUGAACACGACGAUCAGCCAAACAUUCGACGUGUCGGUUACACAGUCGGAGACCGUCCCAUCGACGUCCGCGUCGCUAAAUGUCACCUCUGGUACCACGGUAAACGCAACCAGUCCAGCUCUUUCAGACAACAAAGGAAAUUACAACUUGGCCUCAAACCCUGGCCUUGUGGCCGUCAUCUGCAUCUUUUCUAUUGUCCUCGGCCUCUUGCUGGUGGUUAUAAUGGUGAAAUGUGUCACCUCAUCAAGGUCCAAAUUUGAGAGGCUCGAAGACGUGCCCAUGGGCAAAGUGAACGAAGCCUCUCCCUUCGCUCAGUACUCAAAAUGACAGAUCACGCUUCACUGCACAACAAAGACGCGGAGGAGCCUGGUCUGCGGUUGGACUCUAAUGUUUCCAGGCUGUAAAACCACGUUAAUAUUGUCCACACCGGUCAGAAGUGACUCCGAGUUUAAACAUGUAAUUGUACACUGCACUUUUUGUCAUUGCUGAUGAAACGUUCCUAGAUCAGCUUUGACCUGGUUUCCUGCCUGCUGGUAAUUCAAUUGAUUCAGAUGGUGACUCGUAAUCAAAUAACUCUCGCCUUGCUCCCAGUUCUUUCUUUUGAGAAGAGAUUUGUCCCGAAAGGUAAAAACAGGGAAGCGCUUUCUUAAAAUCUGCAGCUGUGUGAGUCUGGAAAGUUGGAAAAAUAAUGUGGCCUAAAUGGAUAACAGCCUUUGGGAGUAACAAAAAUGUUCCCAUAUCUUUAUACAAUCUAUACGAUUUUGCUUUUGUUUCAAUGUAACCAAAAACUUUAAUGUAUUUUACUGGGAUUUUAUCUGAUAGACCAACAAAGACUAGCAUCUACAUUUUGAUGAGGUAAAUUUGAUACAUUUUCAUAUUUUACUAAAGAAAGUCUAAAGAGAGUAGCCUAAGGGAUUUCUAUAGCCUCUAACAGGUUUUCCUCCAGGGUUGCCUUGUGUUUUGUCAUAUUAACUCUCAUCAUCUCCCUGAAUUGUGCUGGAAACAAACAUGCCCGCUGCAUGAUGUGGCCACCACGUGUCACUAUUGAAUAAUAGCUUCAGGAUGCUGUGCAGCGUUAGUUUCCCCCCUACACACAGCACUUUGCAUGUAGACCAAAAAGUCCAAACUUGGUCUCAUAUGGUCCUGAGCACAUUCUUUCACUGAAUCCCCACCAUGACUUUUGAUCUACUGCUGUCGACAGAUUCUUUCACCUGAGUGAUGGCUCUCUGCAGUUCCCCCGGAGUUACUAUAGGCCUCUAGAAAAUCCUGUAUUGUUGUCCUUCUCCUUCAGUCAUGUGCCACGCUGUUUGUCUGUCACAUAAGAUCCCAAUAAAUAAACAUUGAAGUUUGUGGUUUUUCGAAUAGAAAAUUAUGUAGUGUGUCUUGUGAGUGUUCAAAGGCAAAAAAGUUGUUCCAGUUAAGACCAAGAAAGAAUAAAGAUGUUAGUUUUUCCAGUUCAUUCAAAUCAAGACCUGUUCUUUUAGACAGCAAAAAAAACAAACUCUAAUUUCAAUCUGCUGACAGUGGUACUCACAGCAAAAAGCUACAAUGUGAUGCAUUAGCUAAUGUGUUUUUUGGAAGAGGAAUAUCUGAAUAAACCCAAUCAAGUAUAAUUCGUACCUUCUGUCUUUUCGAAAUAACCAAGAAAACGUUUAAAAGAAAAGCUUUAAAUCCUGCUUUGCAGCAACAAAUUCUAAUGGCUUCGCCUUUAAACUCAGAUGGUUUCUGUCUCUAUUUUCCAUCUCAAAAUAAAUCUAAUUUAACGUCUAUUAGGAUUUAUUAUUGGCAUACUGUGUGCAGUAUGUUGCUGCUAUAGUGCUGAUUCGCAUGACUAAUGAAUUUAAAAAAAGUAGUUUGCAGCUGUGCAACAUCUGUCAUUCUGGGAUUUCAAUAAAUCUGUUAAAUGUGUGAACAAUCA